UCCAUGAAGACCGGAAGUGGAAAGUGAAGCUAAAUAUAUAACAGAAGUCACUGCAUCGGACAGUUCACAAAAUCACUUUAAAGUUGCUAAGUGUUUUCAUCUAAACAAUGCAGGGUGAAGAUCAAGAAAAAGUGGGAUUUUACAGAAGGUAUGGUCAUUAUAGCGAAGCACAGCAAGGAGAGUCGAUGGAAUCGUUGGUWGGAAGAAGAAACCGAUCAAGGUCUUGCAGGAUUUUCAAGAGUGACKUCUUYCUAAGGAUGUGUUCAAGACUGGUGUACGGCCUGUUGCCAUGCUGGCCUGAAACUGUUGACAAGAGUACAAUCAUUGUGUCAGUGUUCUUUGCGUUAUUACAACUUGCAGCUCUUGGAGAAUACAUCUACUGCGUCAAAAACUAUUGGCUUAAAGGMAACAAUCCGCACAUCCCAAUUGUUACUAUGGUGAUAGAAUUGUCCCUAUUUGUUUCCGGUUGUGUGUCGUUUAUUUUGGCCUGUCGGUUCUUCUACUCCAACAAUGAAGAUUUUCAACAGUCAAACUGCGAGAUUAUCCCGUAUGUGAAGUUCCAACUUGAAGAACAACUAGAUGAGGAAUGUGGUCCAAACACAUUCGAUUGGAUGCUUUGUAAUAUUUGUCUACUAUUGGGUACCCUGGACAUUGCUUUUAUCAUUCUUGUUGACAUGCAAUUUAAUGCUUAUUUUGACUUCUACGGUAUUCACAAUUUCAGUUUACACAUUUCGGAACUUGGGAAGGUAGUCUAUCACAUUUACAUAGGUGUCUUUUACUGGGGGAUGUUUUGCGCUGUGGUAUCUUGUUGUAUGUUUUUCAUUUUGACUCGCGACAUUUCCCGACACGUCGACGCAACAGAAGUGUAUAUCAUAGAGAAAGCGCGCUCAUACAGCGAGGCAAAAGUCUGCCAUGAAUACCUGCUAAACUACAGCGAAGAAUUGAUACGGAAGUUUGAAAAGUGGUUCACGACGCACAAUGUAUUUUUUUUCUUCAUCAUGAUGUGUACGAUCUUCAAAUGGUUUCUCAUCACAGGGRAUGAUAGCAGACUCGACAAGCAUCAUAUUCUGUGGGCGUCGCAGAUCUUUGCCUCGUUCCUCAUCGCAUUCAAAUUCAGCUUUCCUUUCCUGUCUGCGAGUAGAACCACAGCUCGUUUCAAGAGGAUGUACUUCAACAUCAACAGGRAAAAGAUUUUUCAAGAUAUUUAUGAAAUGCCAAGGUUUUUGGAGUACGCAGAGAGGUGUAACUUUGGAUUUGUGGUAUUUGGUGUUAAGAUAACGACAAACAUGGCCUUUUUGACUAUAGUGACAACUUUUAUUGGAAUAUUCAAGUGCCUUUCCUCGAACAAUUAGACAUUAAUUACACAAUCCUGCCUUCAAUCAUAUCCAAUCGUUAUAAAAUUUCUCGUUUCCCGCUUCUGCUGGAAGRCUCAACUCAGUGCUAGUGAACGUGCAUCCAAAGUUAUACUUUGUACAUCAUAUGUGCAUGUUUUGUACUUUCUUGUUAUUGUAUUCAUAUGGUCAUAAGCAGUUGUGUCGGACUUCGUGUUUGGGUGGGACAGGAAGCCCAACGAACAAGAGGCUGCUAAAACGUACUCAGUGCAGCGGUGCUUCUAAACCUUACCAUCUUAAUUUACCAUGAAUAAUUAUUAUUUAUGACUAAUUAAUUUUUAUUGAAAAAAAAAACCUUUACCUCUUUUCCAGCAACUCUUUUGUAAUUUAUGUAUUUGACACAUAACUAUUUUUCUGUCUGGAUUACGUCGUUUUAUUUUAUAAAUAAUUAAA
This is a messenger RNA of Exaiptasia diaphana, 1784 nucleotides long. RefSeq lists its product as uncharacterized. Bases 108 to 1352 code for a protein of 414 amino acids. The transcript is spliced from 2 exons. The record is from RefSeq and is a predicted model, not a curated record. NCBI's taxonomy places the organism in Eukaryota, Metazoa, Cnidaria, Anthozoa, Actiniaria, Aiptasiidae.